AUGUAUCCUAAUCAACAACAAUAUCCACGACCAGGUGGAGGAGCGGGUGCUUCUAAUCCUCCAUAUCCACAACAAACACCAUACAACGCUAGUGGAGCGUAUCCACAACAACAACAACAACCACCUUACGGUGGUACACCACAAUACGGUAUUGGAGCAGGUUUAACAGGUGGUUAUCAACAAAAUAUGUCAGCACCAUCCGGUGGUAAUCAAGGUAACUAUGGAGGUUCUGGUAAUCCUUAUGCACAAGGUAAUCAGCCUCAAGGAGGAAAUCCUUAUGCACAAGGCAAUCAACCUCAAGGAGGAAAUCCUUACGCACAAGGUGGUCAACGUAUGCCAGGUGGUCCUGGUGGUUAUCCUCCUUCUGGUCAACAACCAUACGGUAGCAAUCCAUACAGUCAAAAUCCCGGUAAUCCAGGAAGUGGUUAUCCUCCACAAGGUGGUGCUUAUCCACCACAAGGUGGUGCUUAUCCACCACAAGGUGGUGCCUAUCCUCCACAAGGUGAUGCUUAUCCUCCACAAGGCGGUGCUUAUCCUCCUCAAAGUGGUGGCUAUCCAGGUCAAGCAGGCAGUGGCUUCGGUGGUCCAGGAACAGGUCAAAAUCCUGGUGGUUCCAUGUCGAAUGAUCAACGUUCACAACGACUUAAUCAAGUUGUUCAACAAUAUGAAAUCAAUCCGCAAUUUGCAGCACGUUUACAAGCACUUGGCAAUUGUGAAAUUGUUCUCUUAUGUGAUGAUUCAGGUAGUAUGAAUACACCACUUCAAAGCAGUAAUCAAACACGAUGGGACGAACUAAAAUCUCUCGUCAAUAUUAUUGCUGAUAUUUGCGCAGUUAUGGAUUCUAAUGGUAUUGAUGUUUACUUUUUAAAUCGAGAACCUGUACUUAAUGUAACCAAUACACAAAGUAUGCGACAUGUAUUUAAUUCACCACCACAAGGUUUAACUCCACUUGUACCAGCAUUACGAAAAAUUCUUGCUGCUAAACGUAAUCAAACAUUUGAAAAGAAAUUAUUAAUUCUUGUCGCUACUGAUGGAGCUCCAACAAAUGAACAUGGUCAAACAGAUAUUGGUGCAUUAGAAGCCGUUUUACGUCAGGAACGUACACCACAAACUUAUGUAACAUUUUUAGCCUGUACAGAUGAUCUUGAAUCUGUAAGUUAUUUAUCAAAUUGGGAUAAAACAAUGCCUAAUUUGGAUGUUAUUGAUGAUUAUCGUUCGGAAAAAGCUGAAAUUCAACGAGUACGUGGACCAAGCUUUCCAUUCUCUUUUGGUGAUUAUAUUGUCAAGGCUCUAUUAGGUUCAAUUGAUCCUUGGUUUGAUGCAUUGGAUGAACGUGCAUAA
Molecule: messenger RNA, 1341 nt
Organism: Adineta steineri
Lineage: Eukaryota; Metazoa; Rotifera; Eurotatoria; Adinetida; Adinetidae
Source: the annotation of a GenBank genome assembly